AUUUCAAUCCAUAACCCACAAAAGCACUUCCGUUGGAAACAUUUGGAUCAACAUUUUUGAGCAAAAAGCGUUUGAGAGUGAUCUAAUUUGAAUGAAGCAAAAAGGGUUGAAGAGAGAAACCCUGUAAAAGGAAGUUCAAAUUAAAGCUUUUUUUUUUUUGAAGCCAGAGACUGAAUUACUAAAAGGGAAUCCGCCUGGUGUUUGUUUUAGCCUUUGCCCAACACCAAAAAGUAGAGAAGAAGGAGAACAGAGGAGGUUUCAUUUCCCGGAUCUGGGUUCUGGGUGUUGGCCAGGAAAUGGGUGUAAUCUCCAGAAAAAUCUUCCCAGCAUGCGGGAACAUGUGCAUAUGCUGCCCUGCUUUGAGGUCAAGAUCUCGGCAGCCAGUUAAGCGUUACAAGAAAUUGCUUGCUGACAUAUUUCCUAAAUCGCUUGAUGGCCCUCAAAGCGAGAGGAAAAUUAUUAAGUUGUGUGAAUAUGCUGCAAAAAAUCCUUUCCGCAUUCCAAAGAUUGUAAAAUAUCUUGAAGACAGGUGCUGUAAAGAACUUCACUGUGAGCAAGUCAAAUGCAUUACUAUAAUUGCAGAUGCAUACAAUAAGUUGCUUUCCCUUUGUAAGAACCAAAUGGCAUAUUUUGCGGGUAGUCUGCUGAAGGUCAUUGUUGAACUUUUAGACAACUCUAAGCACGAUGAUUUGCGAAUACUCGGGUGUCAAACCUUGACAAACUUCAUACACAAUCAGGCAGAUAGCACUUACAUGCACAAUGUUGAGAACUUGGUACCUAAAGUAUGUAUGCUGGCACUGGAAAGAGGGGAAGACCAUAAAAAGCAGUGCUUGAGGGCAUCAAGUCUACAAUGCAUUUCUGCCAUGGUCUGGUUCAUGACUGAGUAUUCACACAUUUUUCUUGACUUCGAUGAGAUGGUUCGCGUGACUCUUGAAAACUAUGACCCUGCCCAUGAUGGUAACUCUGAUGAUAGCUUGGAGCCACAUCAUAAUUGGCUUAAUGAAGUUGUCAGAUCUGAAGGCAGAGGUGGUACAGUAGGUGGUGAUGCUACUGGUUCCUGCACAAUCAUCAGGCCAAGACCAGAAAAGAAGGAUCCUGCUUUACUCACUAGGGAGGAGGUCGAGGCACCGAAAGUGUGGUCUCAGAUUUGUUUGCAACGAAUGGUUGAUUUGGCCAAGGAGAGUACGACAAUGCGCCGAGUGUUGGAUCCAAUGUUUAUCUACUUCGAUUCUGGAAGGCACUGGAUUCCACAGCAAGGGCUUGCUUUGAUGGUUUUGUCUGAUAUAUUAUACUUCAUGGAGAGUUCAGGUAACCAGCAUUUAAUUUUGGCAUCUGUAAUUCGCCAUCUGGACCACAAAAAUGUUUCACAUGAUCCUCAGCUCAAAUCAUUUGUCAUUCAAGUUGCCUCAAAUUUAGCCAGACAAAUUAGAUCGGGAGCUGUGCUGGCAGAUAUUGGAUCUGUCUCUGACUUGUGCAGGCAUCUUAGGAAGAGUCUUCAAGUCACAGUUGAUUCAGUUGGGCAACAAGAACUAGAUUUGAAUAUUUCACUUCAAAAUUCUAUUGAAGACUGCUUACUUGAAAUUGCAAAAGGGAUUGGUGAUGCACGUCCUUUGUACGAUUUGAUGGCUAUAUCUCUCGAGAAUCUGACUUCUGGAGUUGUUGCAAGAGCCACCAUUGGAUCCUUGAUUGUUCUUGCUCAUAUGAUUUCCUUGGCACCAAUUUCUUCAGAUUCACAACAGGUAUUUCCAGAAGCCCUUCUUGUCCAAAUCCUGAAAGCAAUGUUGCAUCCCGAUGUUGAAACCCGCGUUGGAGCUCAUCAAAUUUUCUCUGUUCUUGUCUUUCCCAGUUCUAAUUCCCACGAACAUGAAACUGCUUCGGUGCAAUCCGGUUCUCCUUACAAGCCAGCUGCAUGGCAUUCAAAUGCAGCAUCUGCAUCAACAUCUGCUUCUAUUACUGCUUUACUGGAUAAACUUCGACGAGAAAAGGAUGGCUCGAAAGAAGAAAAAACUGGAAACAAUGUUCAUGAUAAUCUAAAUUCUUUAGAAGAAGACUGGAAGCAUAGGCGGUACCACAGAAAUUAUCCUACUUUUCACAAGAUUCACUCAAUUAUUGACAGGAAAGCUGGAUCCUCGAGUUCCACUGAAGAAGAACUGCAUAUCAUGAAAUUUAGCGAGGAUCAAUUAUCACAAUUGUUGUCUGCAUUCUGGAUACAAGCUAAUCUUCCAGAUAAUUUGCCCUCAAAUAUUGAAGCCAUUUCCAAUUCUUUUGUCUUGACACUAAUAUCGGCACGCCUGAAGAGUCAGCAGGACAAUCUUACGGUCCGUUUCUUCCAGCUUCCACUGUCCCUGAGAAAUAUAUCCCUGGAGCCCAACCAUGGUACCUUACGCCCAUCAUCGCAGAGGUCGGUGUUUAUUUUAUCUAUGGGCAUGCUGCUGUUUGUUGCUAAGCUCUAUCACAUACCUCAUUUGAAUCAUCUUCUGAAGUCAUUAGUGGCUUGUGAUGUGGAUCCAUAUCUCGCAAUUGGUGAAGAUCUUCACAUUUAUUUAAAGCCUCAAGCAGAUCUGAGAGAAUAUGGAUCUGUUACUGAUAAUGAGCUGGCUCAGUCUUAUCUCUCUGACCUGCGGAACAAAGUAUAUGAAGCGGACAAUGUCAUUAUGGAUAUUUUGGCACAAAACUUAUCUGUAAUUACUGAGCUGGACAAAAGUGUACUAGCUAAGCUGCUAUUUGAAGCAUUUACACCAGAUGAUCCAUUUCUGUAUGGCCCACAAUCGAUGCUUGAUUUCCGCAAAAAUAAAUCAGUUACCCAUUCCAAGGAAUCAUUAUCAUUUGAUGGGGAUCUUUCAAAUUUACUGGUUGAGGAUGAAGUGACGAGUGAAGCCUCUGUUGCUGAUAUUGCUCGGUUCAUUCCUAGAGUACCUCCUUCGCCUUCAAUAUCUCACAUAAUGGGCAUUGGUCAGCUUCUUGAAUCGGCACUUGAGGUAGCUGGUCAGGUGGCCGGAACAUCGGUUUCCACAUCGCCUCUUCCAUACAAUGCCAUGGCGAGCCAGUGUGAAGCCCUUGGCACUGGCACUAGGAAGAAACUCUCCAAUUGGUUGGCACAUGAGAACCACCAUACCAGAGCAGCUGAUGGAUAUUGUCCUCCAUUUCCUGUGAGUGGCAACUCUGCAGUUGAAAAGAUAUUGGCAGACGAACAACAUCUUCCUGGAGUUGGAUUGCAAGCAGAUCGAUGGUUUGGCAUGAGGCUGCCUCCUGCUAGUCCAUUUGACAACUUUCUCAAGGCAGCUGGUUGUUAACUGGAAAGUAAAUAAAGUAUAUCGUCGACUCUUAUAAAAGACAUCGGUUAUUAGGAUUAGUAGAUCAGCACUGUUAAUUCUCUUAGGGUCAUUAGCUAAACCUUUGAUACAUUCAGUAGUUAGGAUUAACUUCCUUAACUUUAGAUUUGAUUAGCUUACCUGCAUUGUACCAUUCACUGUUUGCCUUUCUUAUCAAAAUGGGUCAGAGAGGAAGAAUCUUUCCAUUCUUUUGAUAGGACGAGUUCAGCAACAUCUGAUGGGGACCUCUCAGAAAACUGCAAAACCAAGAGACAUCAGGCUUGGAAUCACCCAAAGGAGAGCAGUGUCUGGUAUAAAUCAGGUGGAAAUUGUGUACUAUUCCUCUGAGAUUCAUAGAUAGAGGCUAACCUUUUAGUACUCAUGCUGAUGCAUGAUUCUUAACCCUCCUUUUGUGGCUUCUUCUAGUCAUGGUCUAUCUUCUUUCUAGCUUUGAAUUUAUGAUAUGUUAUGUCACUCUCUAUUGGCUGAUUGAUUGGCCCUUUGAAUAGAUGGAUGUUUUUGUUUAUGAUGGUUCUGAUA
Messenger RNA from Benincasa hispida (wax gourd), 3851 nucleotides. The record is from RefSeq and is a predicted model, not a curated record. Lineage: Eukaryota; Viridiplantae; Streptophyta; Magnoliopsida; Cucurbitales; Cucurbitaceae.